Messenger RNA from Pungitius pungitius (ninespine stickleback), 2643 nucleotides. It is a transcript of the gene apof, whose product is annotated as apolipoprotein F. Gene Ontology annotation, biological process: cholesterol metabolic process. The transcript is spliced from 2 exons. Lineage: Eukaryota; Metazoa; Chordata; Actinopteri; Perciformes; Gasterosteidae. Bases 61 to 1518 code for a protein of 485 amino acids. The record is from RefSeq and is a predicted model, not a curated record.
AGGCCAAAGAGAAGCGGCAGCUGAAAGACAGAUGAGACAGAGGGAGGGCUGUGGGAUGUCAUGUGUAAAGGACUCUCAUUGGAGGCAAAGAGAAAGCAGGCUGCUAUGCACAUUGUAAGGGGGGGAAAGGGGAAACGAAAAGCAUCCUCCUACGCGCUGAAGCCAUCUCGGUCGCUCCGCGACAUUCUGGAGUCCACGUCUCAGUGUCCUUCAGUUCUGGGGAGGAAAAGCUCUCACAAGCCUGGAAUGAUGUCCUCCAAGUUGAAGUGGCUGAUUGUGAUUCAGCUCUUGCUGAAUGAAGAGGCUUUGUGCAGGGUCCCACCUCCUCUGGCGCUCAGAUCCACUCCACUUCCAGCAGCGGCCAUCAACGAAGCGAGCGACACACCAGCCGAACGCGAUCACCUGCCGCUCCUGGGACACAAACUCCAACGCACUAUCCCGUCUGAACAAAACCCUAAGUCUGCACAAAAAGAGGGGGGAGUGCAAUCUGCCAAACAUAUAAUUUCAGUCCUCAGGGCCAAGCUUCCGGAGCAGAUACAAGAUUACCUCCACAUAAACGUAAGCUGCAGGGAGCUGCUAGCCGCCAGCACCUUGUACGACCCAUCGUCCUCCUUGUUCCCCCAGGAGCUCCUGGCUCUCUCUUUGGUGCCUGUGUUGGUGGUGGCAGGCUGCCAACAGGAGGCACAGACCCUGGUGCUCAAGCUGCACGACCUCCUUGGAGUGGCGGACGCGGAGGACCUCCUGAUGGAGGUGGAGGCUCUGAUAGAGCGCAGGGUGAGCAAGGCGGCAUCUACGCCUGCCGGGAGGAAGCAAGCAGGUCGCCACAUGGAGGCUGUGAUGUUUAACAUCCAGCAGCUGACCGCGCUGGGAGAAGGUCACUCGAAGCACGAAGGGCGCUGUGAGGGUUGGACCCGGGUCAGUGGAACCGCCCUCACGGGAACAGCCGCGGAAGGAGCCAGGGGGGAUCUGGAGGAGGCCAUGGGCGCCUGCGAGAGACUCGGAGCGCUGUGUGCUGGUGUGACCAGCAGCGGACCGCUCCAACCUGGGGAGUACAGCGGAGUGCUGAAGAACGGCAGUCGCGUCUUACCCUCCGAAUUCCCCGGGUCUGAAUGCUGGAUCCGACGGUGCGGCGCGGAGGAGGGUGCCUGGGGUCGACGGGUGAGUCGCAGCACCCGGAGGAGCUGCAUCAACAAAAGCGAGGAGCGCGUGUACAACGUGGUCGAGUGGAUCCCGGCAGUCAGCACCCUGUACAACCUCGGCACAGCCGUGUAUUACGCCUCAGUCAACUGCUCUGAGACGGCCAAGGAGAGGGCCCUCCUCAGCGCGGUGGACCUCGGCACAGAUGCUCUCAUGGUGGCGACAGGGGGGACCGCCGGGGUGGCGGGCUACGCUCUGGGCGCGGGCGUGAAGACCGGUGUGAAGGCGGGCGUCAGGUACCUGCUCAACUCCAUGAAGCAGGAGGACGACGUGCUGGUGAACCAGGUCAGCUGGGAGGACGGCGUCUUCGCCGUUCAGUAGGCCGAAGGGUCAACAAAUCAACCUGUGAAUAUUUAGUUUAUUAGUUUAAAUCAAACAAGGCAGUUACACAGGAUCAAUGUUUGUGGACUGACAUGGAUAGUAACAUAUUGGUUUACUAGACGUAAUAUAGUCUAGAUUAUUUAAAAAACAAGAUUACCCAUUUUUGUAUUAGAAUACUGAGUGGAUUAUCAGAAGUUUUGAAAGAGGAACAAAGCUUUUUAUUUAUGUGACUGCACAAACUUCAAUCACAGUUUGACACAAUGAUUCUUCUUUAUUACAGUUCUCAGUGAUUUUUGUAAUGGAACAUAUGACAUUGAUUUAGGGUAUUGUGGAGUUAUAUUACACAUUACAUUACAUGUCAUUUAGCUGACGCUUUUUGUCCAAAGCGACUUACAAUAAGUGCAAACAAGUUUGAUGAAGUUCAUAAAGUAAGCUUUUAACCCUAUUUUUGCAACUAGAACAUGUUUGUGUAUAAUUAAAUAAAUAGUACAUUAAUGUAUCAUUUUAAGCAGCAACUUCUGAAGAAAAAGUCUCAGGAAAUUAAACCUCCAUUCCCUAAAGACUUCAUUUUACUCUACAUCCCGUUUUUUUCUCCCGGCUGUUGAAAACAUUUUGUCAUGCCAUGAAAACAUUUUGUCAAGUCAGAGUCACAUUCCCAACAACUAAUGAAAUAUAUGUUUUCUUUUUUUCUUAAAUGUCAGAAAAUUGUACAGUAUAUUAAAACUAUGUGCACCUACAGUGACUGCAGUGUGGUAAUUCUGAAUAUUCUCAUGCUGCAUGUAUUGUAAUUGUCUUGACUAUUUUUUUUAAAAGAGUAGUGAAAAUACAGUAUUUGAAGUGCAAUUUCACAUUAAACUGUAUUUUCUACUUACGCUAAGUCUUUGUCUGCAACAUACAAAGCACAGUUUUAGAUUGGCACAUGCUGAGAGGCUUUAACAAAAAAGAGAAGUUGUUAUUGUUUUUACUAUUCAGACUAAAAUAGGAAGUUACAAUUCUGCUGUGAAAAUUGUCCCUGAAUGUCUACUUGAGGUCUGUUUGAACCCAGAUGGCCGACAUCUCUGUUAAAUGUGCAUGCUCUUACCUGGUUCUUCUCUCGCAUCCCAAUAAAGGGACAAGACAAGUGUA